CAGCAGCGACAGCCUCCAAGAGACAGAUAGAGAGGGAGAGACAUAGAUAGAUAGAAAGGGAUAGAGAGAGAGAGAGAGAGAGAGAGAGAGAGAGAGAGAGAGAGAGAAAGGGGUGGGUAACAUGUCAGUGAGCAGCGCGUCGCCUCAGAUCACGUAAAUGAUGUGUACACAUUUUGAGAGGGAUAACAGAUCUUUGAAGGAGUUCCUCUCGGCUGGAGUUAUAGAGUGUCUGCACUUCACUAAUUGGCCCGUGUUGUGUUGAGGUCUCCUGUCCAAGCCAACGCUCAUCAAGAGACAGGGGAGACGUGGGCAGCUGCAGGCGGAUAGUGAGCUAACCAGACUGCCCAGGACUAGACAGUGGAGCAGGGGAGACAAUCGGUACAGGACUAGAACCAGACAGCUGUCAGAGACUGCCCAGGACUAGACAGCGGAACAGGGUCGGACCAGCACCAGAUAACCAAGUGCAGAAGUCGAACCGGGACAGGACCAUACGACUGUCGAGGACAGAACCAGGACUGCAGGGGAGUGUGGGAGAGGACCGGAGCAGGAAUAGACGGGACGGCGCUGGACAGCAGCGAAAUGGAUCUCAGAUCUCAGCUUCUGGAGCUGCUGGGUCUGUUCUUCAUCAUUCUGGCCUGGCUGUGCUCGCUGACCACCACACUCAUGUCGCAGUGGCUGACCCUCGCCACAGAGCUGCUUCCCGCCGAGAGCUACGAACUGGGCCUGUGGGAGACGUGCGUGGUGCAGGAGCUGGGCGUCAUCGAGUGCAGCCCCUACGACAGCCUCCUGGGCCUGCCGCCGGACAUCCGGCUCGCCCGCAUCCUCAUGGGCGCCUCCCUGUCCACGGGGCUCCUGGCGCUGGCGCUCGCCGUUCCCGGCAUGUACGUGGUGAACAGCUGCAAGGGCACGGAGACGCUGCGCGCCAAGCGGGUGCUGAAGAUGCUUGGCGGUGCCCUCUCCCUGACCACGGCGGUCCUGGGCCUCAUCCCCGUCUCGUACGUCGCCCACCUGACGGUGCAGCGCUUCUUCGACGAGUCCGUGCCGGAGGUGGUGCCACGCUGGGAGUUCGGCCAGGCGCUGUUCUGGGGCUGGGGCGCAGGGCUGCUGCACCUGGUGGCCGGUCUGCUCCUGGUCAGCUCCUGCAUGUGUCUACAGGACGAGACCUGCCCCGCCGCAGGGGCCAUUCCCCUGCAGAGACACACGAUGACGCACCCAGAGGUCAACCACAAAUUAGGAAAACGCACAGGUUACGUGUGAGCAAUGUGAAGCGUACCUCUGCAAAUAUACUACAUGGACCAGAGUUAGAUUUUUUCAUCCACUAACCAAAAGUCAGAUAUUUUUGGCUGGAACUGUUUUAUGGUGACAGAUAUAUGGCCAUAAGAUCUUGUUUGUACUUGAUGGGAUGCUGCUAUAUUCUUCAUUUUGGUUUUAUUCAAUCAUCAAGGUAAUGUCAAUUCCAAUGUUCUUGUUUUACAUUUAGGGUCAGAUUUCUCAUACAUUUUUAUUUCUAUGUACAUUUUUCUUAAGUGACGUCAUACAUAUCAUCCAAAGAUUCCUUUGACAUAUUUGAUCAGAAUCUGAAUUUAAACAAACAAAUACAUUUAAAGAUUGAAAUGUGCAAGCCGUGCCAGUGCAUUGAAUGCAUGCAUGAAAAUAAUCAUUUAUAAAACAUCAAUAAGACCAAUAAGGUUGUUCUUGUUAUGGUCCUCUUUACAUAAAGGAAUGUUUAUCUAAUAACACUGACUUUUAAAUUUAAAUUGACCCAAAUUAAGGUGGACAGUAGAGACAACAACAUGUGUGGAAGUAUCAGUCAGAACAUCUGACAUUGUAUAAAGUUGUUUUUGUUUAUUAUUACCAAAGAAUAUUGGUUAUUAAUCAAAAGUAAUUACAGUGUAAAAGUUAUACUGCAUGCUUGUUUCAUGUGUAUGUAUUUAUGUGCAAUGUACAAAAGCAAGGCUAAAAUGUGUAAAGCUCUAUACAGGGCCAAUUCUGAACAAAGUUUUCUGUAUAUCCACUUCUUCUUCCAAGAAUAUUAUUUGGAAGUUAUUCAGAGCAAUUGAACACACACACAGUUUGUAAGUUUGAACAUUUUUUUCUAUUUUAAUUUCAGGAUCUCCUAGAAUUCACAGAGAAAAUCACCUAAGUUCAUACAGUUAUUGUUGCUUGACAGUUUUGUAGGUAACAAUCUUAAAGUGUAUCGUUCAUGACACACCAAAAUACAUCUUACUUAGGAAAAAUAUUUAUGUUGAUUGUGCAUUGACUAUGCCAUGAACAUAUCAGAAAAUAUAUUUAAAUUAUUUUCACAUAUAUCUACAACAUUUGCUGUUGUCAUAUUUAGAGACUAUU
Molecule: messenger RNA, 2346 nt
Organism: Alosa sapidissima (American shad)
Lineage: Eukaryota; Metazoa; Chordata; Actinopteri; Clupeiformes; Clupeidae
Product: putative claudin-25
Exons: 1
Coding region: 580-1257 (225 amino acids)
Biological process (GO): cell adhesion; bicellular tight junction assembly
Cellular component (GO): plasma membrane; bicellular tight junction
Molecular function (GO): structural molecule activity
Source: RefSeq, a predicted model, not a curated record